Molecule: messenger RNA, 1656 nt
Organism: Pygoscelis adeliae (Adelie penguin)
Lineage: Eukaryota; Metazoa; Chordata; Aves; Sphenisciformes; Spheniscidae
Gene: ZBTB47
Product: zinc finger and BTB domain containing 47
Biological process (GO): regulation of transcription by RNA polymerase II
Cellular component (GO): nucleus
Molecular function (GO): DNA-binding transcription factor activity, RNA polymerase II-specific; protein binding; RNA polymerase II cis-regulatory region sequence-specific DNA binding
Source: RefSeq, a predicted model, not a curated record
AUGUCCUUGGUGGAACUGAUAGUCGAAAAAACGACUGACUACCCUUCGGCUGAGUACUCCCUGGUGGAGGAUGUAGCCCUCCACUUCACGUGUUUGAUGGACAGACUGAACGAGCAGCGCCUCUUUCAGCCGGACCUGUGCGACGUGGACAUCGUGCUGGUGCAGCACAAGAGCAUCUUCCCAGCGCACAAGGGGGUCCUGGCGGCCUACAGCCAGUUCUUCCACUCCCUCUUCACCCAAAAUAAGCAGCUGCAGCGCGUGGAGCUCUCGCUGGAGGCCCUCACCUCGCAGGGCCUCCAGCAGAUCCUCAACUUCAUCUACACCUCCAAGCUCCUCGUCAACUCCUGUAACGUGCAGGAUGUGCUGAACGCGGCUGCUGUGCUGCAGAUGAACAACAUUGCCUCCUCCUGCCAGGACCUCCUUGACACCCGCUCGCUCAGCCUGGCCGCCGGCAUGGCCCUGCCCGCUGAGGGCUGCGCCGGACCCCCGCCCUACUACUGCGAGAUCAAGCAGGAGGUGGAUGCCCCUCAUCCCAAGAUCUACGCCCGGGAGGGCAACGACCCCUACUCGGUGCGGGUGGAGGAUGGAGCAGGUGGUGGGACGCUCCCCCCUGGUCCAGCCAAGCAGUACUACAAGGAGGAGAAGGAUGGUGGUCCGGGCACCGUCUGUAAGAUGGAAGGCGAAGAGUCCGAGGAGGACCUGGACAGCCAGGGCUCAUACAACCGGGAGCAGAUCAUUGUGGAGGUGAACCUCAACAACCAGACCCUCAAUGUCUCCAAGGGCAUGGAGGGGAAGGCAGCCGCCAGCGAGGCGGCCGUGAUGGGGCGGCCUGACGGUGAUGGGCGCGACACAGAGGAGGAUGGGGAGGAGGAGAAUGAGGAAGGGGAGGAGGAGGAGGAAGAGGAGGAGGAGCAGGUGGGUGAGGAGGAGGAGGAGGAGCACAGCGAGGAGGAAGACCUGGAGGAGACGACGGAAGAAGAAGACGAUGAUGACGACGAUGAAGACGCGUCAGAGGUGAAAAGGGAAAAGGGCGGGCAGCCCCGCAGAGGCAGCCGGGCGUCCAAAGCCACCAAACCUGCCAUGGCAACCCGGUCCCAGGAGAUAGCCAAGGUGGAAGAGGAGGAGGAGGAGGAGGAAGAGGAAGGCCAGCGAGGGAGGAAGAGGAAAAAGGAGCAGGAUGGUUUGGGCCAGAAGGUGAAGCUGGAGGAGAAGCAGCACUACCCGUGCAAGAAGUGCCCCCGGGUCUUCAACAACCGCUGGUACCUGGAGAAGCACAUGAACGUCACGCACAGCCGCAUGCAGAUCUGCGACAAGUGCGGCAAACGCUUCCUGCUGGAGAGCGAGCUGCUGCUGCACCACCAGACCGACUGCGAGAAGAACAUCCAGUGCGUGACGUGCGGGAAGGGGUUCAAGAAGCUCUGGUCCCUCCACGAGCACAACAAGAUUGUCCAUGGCUAUGCCGAGAAGAAGUUCUCCUGCGAGAUCUGCGAGAAGAAGUUCUACACCAUGGCCCACGUGCGCAAACACAUGGUUGCUCACACCAAGGACAUGCCGUUCACCUGCGAGACCUGUGGGAAGUCCUUCAAGCGCAGCAUGUCCCUCAAGGUCCAUUCGCUCCAGCACUCUGGGGAAAAGCCUUUUAAAUGCGAGCUGUAG